Odontomachus brunneus is the source of this 763-nucleotide messenger RNA. It is a transcript of the gene RpS11, whose product is annotated as 40S ribosomal protein S11-like. Lineage: Eukaryota; Metazoa; Arthropoda; Insecta; Hymenoptera; Formicidae. Gene Ontology annotation, cellular component: cytosolic small ribosomal subunit; ribosome. Gene Ontology annotation, molecular function: structural constituent of ribosome. Gene Ontology annotation, biological process: translation. The record is from RefSeq and is a predicted model, not a curated record. The transcript has 5 exons. The coding region runs from base 157 to 624 and encodes 155 amino acids.
UCCGCGUACGUAGUCUAUAGACAACAUUCACGUAGCCACGCUUUCUUGCGUAUGCGAAUAUAAGGUAAAGACUGCUACACGUCGUUCAUUUUACACCAACCGCCGUCAGAGGAAGAAUCUCAGAGUUUGAAGAGGUUCAAGAUUUUGUUGAUCAAGAUGGCGGAUCAGAGCGAACGUGCGUUUCAAAAGCAACCUACCAUUUUUUUGAAUCGCAAAAAAGGUUUAGGUCCGAAACGUAGGAAGCCGAUGCGAUAUAGCCGCAAUGUCGGCUUGGGUUUUAAGACUCCACGCGAAGCUCUGGAAGGAACAUAUAUUGACAAGAAAUGUCCUUUCACUGGUAACGUUUCAAUCAGAGGACGAAUUCUUACUGGAGUGGUGCAAAAAAUGAAGAUGCAACGAACGAUAGUCAUUCGGAGGGAUUAUCUUCAUUAUAUUAGAAAAUAUAAUCGAUUUGAAAAGCGCCAUAGAAAUAUGAGUGUCCAUCUUAGUCCCUGCUUCAGAGAUGUGGAAAUUGGUGAUGUAGUCACCAUCGGAGAAUGCAGACCAUUGAGCAAGACGGUCCGCUUUAAUGUUUUAAAAGUUUCUAAAGGGACCGGCUCCAAAAAAAGUUUUAAGAAAUUCUAAGCAUGUCUUUCCAAUGAGCCAGUAUGAGGAAGGACAGGUGUUAGAGAAACUGUGUGAACUUAUAUACUAUAAUUUAUAUAUUUUGAAUUUUGAGAAAAACAAAAAUAAAAAGAUCUCUACAGUUUGUUCACACAAUUAA